GCUCAGGGCGAGGCACGAGUGUUUGUCAGUGGCGUGGUGUGGUCAGCGCUACGCUAUCGACCCGGCGACCCGAGUUCCGAUUCCCGCCUGUAGGCCAGCACCAGUGACGACUAUCUGAGUCUGUCCUGGGUCUCCCCUAGGUCGACUCGGCCUCAAACGACUGCCUGGUACGAUGUGACAAACAGUGCCACUAGGGAGACAAUUGCGGUCGAGCGUUGUGCUGGCCACCUCGUGCACUUUGCCAGCCUUCAUAGGUGCUCGCUAACAGCACUUGCCCUAAGUCUGUCACAGGCUAUACGGGGGAUCUUUGUCUCUGUGGGUGACAGCAUGGUUCGACGCCCACUGCAUCAUCACUCAGAUGACACAGAGGGGUGGUUUCCAUAGCGACCUCACACUUAGACGAGGGCGAGGCUCCUCAUUAAUGCGACGCCUCCUCUUCCUCGACUCUCUCAAGUCGCCCUCUGGCCGCGCGGCCGCACAACUCCUCCGCUCCGCAGCGAUGGAUUCCCCGGCUCCGGAAGAAGACUUCUCAUGCUCCAUCUGCCUGGAGUUGUUCAAGGUCCCUCUGAGUUUGAGCUGUGGCCACAGCUUCUGCAAGUCGUGCAUUGAGAGCCACUGGGCAGUGCAGUCAGAGGAGACCGGGUUCUCCUGCCCCGAGUGCCGCCGGGUCUAUUACCGCAAGCCAGAGCUGAGCAAGAACGUGUUCAUAGCCAACAUGAUGGAAAUUCUCACGGAAAUUCCCAUAAGCCCACGCGCGGGGACCAAUAGCCCACGCGCGGGGAUCAAUAGCCCACGCGCGGGGAUCAAUAGCCCACGCGCGGGGAUCAAUAGCCCACGCGGAGGGAGGAGAUGCGAGCCUCACGGGCAGGGCCUGGAACUCUACUGCAGGACGGACGCACAGCUGAUCUGCCCGGGCUGCACGAGCUGCCACAGGAGGCACGACAUCGUCCCGGUGCAGACAGAGCAAGAGGAUAAGUCGGAGGAGCUGAGCUCGAUGAAGCUGCGACUGAGCAAGAGAGAGGGGUCGGAGAUCUCCUUCGUGAACGACCUCGUGGACUCAACCAAGACUGUGGAGGCAGCAGCGGAGCAGAUCAAGUGGAGGCUGAGCAGCAGCUACGACAAGCUCCUGUACCUCGUCUCCGAGGACAAGGCCUCGGCGCUGAGGGCCGUGGACAAAGAGCGCGACCUCAAGCUCUCGGGGAUCCGGCAGGAGAUUGAAAAGAGCCGGGCAACUCUGGGCAGCCUGAGGGAGGCACUGAGCAGAAUCCGCGGCUUGGAGGAGACCGAAGACCCCGUGGAGUUUCUCGAGGGCUGCACUCUACACUGGGAAAGCUUCGCAAGUCUGGAAUGCGAGCAGAUGGAGCCAACCGGGCCCAGCACGUUGCUGGAGUUUGAGACAACGGCUGCUCUGCAGGAGCAGAUAGACGAGCGCCUGCUGUCGUUCAGAACCUCCGCACUUACGAAUCCACCGCAACCCAAACCCACGACUCCUAGAGGAAGACUACCUGCAGUUGCUCGGCACGGCCUCGACAGAGCGAAACUCAUCAGUAGAUAUGGAUGUUCACCGACUUUUGACACGAACUCAGCCCAUAACCUGCUCCAGAUUUCCCCGGAUCUCAGGAUGGUGGCGGUGACCCGCGACUCUCAGCGCCACCCCAAUCACCCCCUCCGGUUUGAGUUCUGUCCACAAGUCCUGUGCUGCGAGAGCUUCUCGUCGGGUCAGCACUACUGGGAGGUGGACCUUGGGAACAAGAGCCAGUGGUGUUGGGUUGGAGCCGCGUACGGGACGAUCCCGCGGAAAGGAGACAAUGCUGCAUGCACCCUGGGAAUGGGCGAUGAGUCUUGGUGCUUAAAGAAAGAUGGCACCCGCUUUUCAGUGAGUCACGGUGGAGUGGAGAUCCCAGUAGAGGUGAGGGAGCCUCUCCGCAGAGUCGGGGUUCUUCUGCACUGGGAAGAGGGGCUCCUGGAGUUUUACCGAGCAGACUCAAUGCAGUCCCUGCACGCAAUUCACUACCGGUUCACUCUGCCUCUCCACCCCGCACUGGGGGUGGGGGGUGAUUCCAUGAGGAUCAUUGAUCUGAGUUGUGAAUCCUGAGGGUAGAGAGCGACAGAAAUCCAAGAAACAGAAUGGAAGUUAGA
Messenger RNA from Petromyzon marinus (sea lamprey), 2139 nucleotides. Its product is annotated as tripartite motif-containing protein 14-like. Gene Ontology annotation, molecular function: zinc ion binding; protein binding. The record is from RefSeq and is a predicted model, not a curated record. NCBI's taxonomy places the organism in Eukaryota, Metazoa, Chordata, Hyperoartia, Petromyzontiformes, Petromyzontidae.